This is a messenger RNA of Centrocercus urophasianus (Greater sage-grouse), 4765 nucleotides long. It is a transcript of the gene PJVK, whose product is annotated as pejvakin. NCBI's taxonomy places the organism in Eukaryota, Metazoa, Chordata, Aves, Galliformes, Phasianidae. The transcript is spliced from 7 exons. The record is from RefSeq and is a predicted model, not a curated record. Gene Ontology annotation, cellular component: cytoplasm. The coding region runs from base 1 to 1074 and encodes 357 amino acids. Gene Ontology annotation, biological process: programmed cell death.
AUGUUUGCUGCUGCAACCAAAAACUUUGUUAAACAGGUUGGUGACGGAGGAAGACUAGUGCCAGUGCCCAGCCUCAGUGAAGCUGAUAAGUACCAACCUCUCAGCCUUGUGAUUAAGAAAAGAAAAUGUUUGCUUUCGAAAAAAUCUAAAUUUGCUUCGACACCUUUCACAUUAAAAGACAUUCUUGAAGGGGAGAAAGAAAUUUCUGCAGGUGUUUCAUCCUACCAGUUGCUCAACUAUGAAGACAAAUCAGAUGUUUCACUCAGUGGUAGAAGAGGAAAUCAGAUAAUCAACGAUGUUGGUUUUGAUGUUGCUGGAUCAGAUUCUAUUGCCUUUAAAGCUUCAUUUGGCAUAGUGACCAAACACGAGGUUGAAGUACCAACGCUGCUUAAAGAACUUACUACAAGAAAAAUAAACUUUGAUCAUUGCCUAGUCCAUCAAACAAGAAAAAGUAGGAUGGAGAUUCUGUGUGUAGUCAUGGAAAGCAUUAGGACAACAAGGCAGUGCUCAUUAACUGUUCAUACUGGGAUGCGUGGAGAGACUAUGAGGUUUCACAUAAUUGAAGACCAAAAUAGUAAAGGACGGGACAAAGCCAUUGUUUUUCCUGCACAUACAACGGUUGCUUUUAGUGUAUUUGAACUUUAUAUUCGUUUGGAUGGGAAUUUUGAACUGUGUGUGACUCCAAUUGCAAAGGGGGGAUUUGAAAAAGAGAAAUCUGGAUCAUCUUCAAUGAACAAAUUAAGGAGAUUAAAGCAUAAUCUCUUUCAUCAAAAUAAAAGAAUAGUGAGUAUCGUCCCUAGCUCUGACGGUUACUUGGAGGACCUUUUUACAGACUACUAUGAGAAAGCUGCAAGCAUGACUGAUCUCUCUACAAGCUAUCUCAGAGAUGGGGCUCAUGUCCGAAUUAAUUUACUUAAUAACAACAUCCCCAAAGGUCCUUGUGUUCUUUGUGGAAUGGGAAGUUCUAAAAGAGAAACAGUCUAUGGAUGCCUAGAGUGCUCUUUUAAUGGACAGAAAUAUGUACGACUGCAUGCUGUGCCCUGUUUCGACCUCUGGCAUAAAAGAGUGAAGUAACUGCUGUAGGUUUUUUUUUAUAGAUGAAAGUGCUACAAUGGCCUAAAAGCUAUAGAAAGCCUGCAGUUACCUGCCUGGGAUUCUGUUUUUCUGUUUGGACUUAGAAGUAUUCAUUAGGAAUUUUCUAAAUAUGUCAACAGGUACUGGAACAAUUUUUUUUUUUUACUGAUGAGACAGAAACAAUCAUUUUGAUCAGCACUUUACACAUUGAGCAACACCAGUAAUCAAUUGUGUAGAUUAGGAAAUGAUAAAGGAAAAAUGAAACUAUGGAUCUUGGUGUUUUCCAAUUUUAUUUAUUUUGUAACAUCUAAAACAUUUUAUUAGCUAAAAGUUGAAAGUAGUAUUUUACAGUCACCUUAGAAAUAAAAAAGAUGCCACUAUAAAAAACAAACAAACAAAAAUAUUCUGUAACAAAGUAUUACUUUGGUUUUUUUUUUAAAUUUUUUGUCCAUAAAACAGCCAAAGAUUUGACAGGUAAUUAGAGUUCAUCAUGCUGGUAGACAUUGUACUCCUUAGCUGAUAUGAAGCCAUCUCCAUCAUGGUCAUUCUUCUUAAAUAUAUCAGCUAAAAUUUCAUCAUGGACUGAGGGAUGACGUUUUUUGCCAUCUCUUGCAAAUUCUUCUUUCAAAUAUUGACUUAUCUGGAAGGGAAAAAAAAAAGAAAAUCAACUAUUGUGGCUUUUAUACCAGAAAACUCAGCAGCUAUCUUCAAGAACACUAGGUUAUACGUGUGAGUAACUGUGACUGCAGUGUAGGCAUGUCUGAAGUUACUUUCCUACUAUGUCUGGGACAGACUAGUAGACUAAAGCAAAUGUCAGCAUGACAAUGUAUACUUGGUCUAAGCAUACAAAAGCUUUCUGUAAUGAACUGCAUCAAAAGCAGCUCGUGUAAGGAUAAUGUUAUGAUAAAAGUAUCUCCAAAGUUUUAUAAAUACAAUCCAUUCAACAUUAUGUCAAAUUACCUCGAGUUCGGAGAGCUUCUUGUCACUGUCCUUGUCUAUUUGAUGAAAUGCUUCAACACUGCGAGGUCCCUUAUUUACUGCAUAAAGUUCAAUCUCAAAGAUGAGUGUUGCAUUAGGUGGAAUCUUGCCCUGUGCUAUGAACAAAAGAAAAAGCACAUUUAAGAAAUAAUAAUGUAUAUUCAGUGAUCGCAUGUAUGGUAAAUGUGCACGUAAAUUUUCCUAUUUUUUCUUACAAAAGACAGUGUUAAUAUUCAGAUUAAAUGCUUGAUUUAAAUAUUACACAGCUAGACUUAUCAGUUCGUGUUCUGGCAUGAUGCUGGUUCAGCAGGUCAUUGUGUUAUAGAAACCAUUUUGAGAGAGACUUGAAAACAAUAUACUUCUCUGAAAAUUAUGCUGUUCAUACCAUAUUUUCAAAAAUGAGGAUGUAGUCAACUUUGAAGAGUGAUUCUGCAUCAUGAAAAACAAAUAUUUCUGCUGUUCUCACUGUUUCGUAUACUGAGGCUUACUGAGAGAUCCAUUCUAAGAUGUAUGUAUUAAUUUAUUGAUUUAUAAUAUAUGCAUUAUAGUACUAGACCAAUGUUUUAUACAUUUUUCUGUCUGAAGAAACGAGCAGGUAAUAUCAGGUUUAACAAAUUUACUAUGAAUUAUACCUAUGAUUAAAGGACACUAUGCGAAACAGUGAGUUAAAUAUGCAUCUCACUAGGAAGAAGCAAUAGCAUGUAAUUCAUCUGGUUCACAUUUGAAAACCAAAACAACCCACAGAAAACCUCACAACCCAAAAAGCCCUAAAGAACCACUGGAAUGUUUUCUCUGGUCCCUAGAUAAAAACACCAAAACACGUUAGACAGUAUUAUUCCUGUGUCAAAGCAUUUGCCUAUUAACAUAAGGCACUGUAUCAUGCUUAUGGCCAAAAAAAAGGAACUGAAGCAGACCGGAAUAAACAGAUCAGGUCUGAAAGCAAAGCCAAAAAAGCUUUUAGAAACCAUGCAGUUUAAUAUUAAAAUGUGAACAUGCAAGUUGCUUCUAUUCAUAGCCAAAGCUAGUGUGCAUGACUUUUGACAGAAUGUUGUGACCAUAAACUGAAGAAAAGCUAAAUGUACUUUGCUUAUAAGAACAAGGCAAACAAAACUAGUACUUACACUUCUCAUCUAAAAUAUCAAUGUUAAAAAUCACAAGUUUUAAAAUUCAAAGACUUUAAUCUUAAAAGCCUGAACAUGUAGAAGUUUUAAAUAUAACUGGAUAUAUACCACUGUUUAUAUACGACUCACCAAAUAAAGAUACAGAAUUAGUCUUCAGUGCCAGUAUUUACGAAUAUACAUACCGACAAAGGAAAGAUAUGUAAAGAUUUAGAAAGCCACAUGCAUGUUUUCUAACUCAAGAUUAGGCAGGCAUCUUCCACAACAUGCAGGAAUGCGCUGAGACAGAGGAGACAGGUGUAUUUCAGAAACAGAACAGUUUCUUGAUGUGCUACCUAGAACAAACAGUUAAUGGUAGUAUUAGAUUAAAAGAAUGUAUUUUUGUGUCAGUGUUUCUCUUUGUUGCAAGACUUGCUCAUUAAACAUUAUGCUCAAGAGGCAAAAAUUUGAUCCUACUAAACUUCAUUGGCUACAGUGGAUUAUACCAAACAUGGAACUGAUGCAUGAGAUUCUAACACAGUAACAUUUACCAAAUAAUUACUAUACAUCAGAAGUUGCAUUUUCCAAAAAAACCAAUACACCCAAACCAGACUGCAUUUAUUUACAGCUGAGUACAGAAACACUACAUAAAAAUGACUAGAAGUCUCUUUUAUAUUUAAAAUCAUGAAUUCAAAUCAGAUUUUAUGCAUUGUAUUGAUGCAAUUAUUAGACUAUGUGAUGAUGUUGUGCAUUAACUAUGCAGAAUGUAAGCAAUCUUUUAAACAAAUGAUUUCCAGUUAAGUUGACUCAGUGUAUGAGCUGGAUUACAUUCUGUUUUGCUCAGUUAAGAGGCUAAAGCUAGUAAAACUGAAUUAAUAGAAACAAAGUAUGAAUAGAAUAUAAUUUCAGGUUGGAUCAUAGGAAAAAAAUUCCUCUCAGAGUGGUGAGGCCUUGAACAGCUGCCCUGGUAAGUAGCAGUCUCUGUGCAGAUGUGGCACUGAGGGACAUGGCUUAGUGGGCAUGGUGGGUUGAUGGCUGGACUAGAAUGAUAUCUGUAGCCCUUUCCAGCCUUAAUAAUUCUAUGGUAAUAUAGUAAGACAAAAUCCAUAUAUGAAUCAUGGAGAUCUUACUCUGGCUGUAUGUUUUUGGUAUUGCAGCAGUGCUCACAAAACCAAGACAGGCGGCAUGUACUGGGAAUUCUGAUGCAAAAUGCAGAGCUUUGGUGGCAGUCUGUGAAAAGAACUGCUUAAAUCAAACUGGAAUUAGCAAAAUUAAGCCAUGCUGCUCCAGUUACCUGAAGUGUUCUACAAAAUUAAUAAAGCACCAACUCUUAGUCAUUUACAAUACUGUUUGCACAUUAGAAGGUAAAUAAAACAGAGCAAAAAAAAAAAAAAAAAAAAAUUAGUUUUUAAACUCUUUUUUUACCAUAUCCUUGCUGUCCAUAUGCUAAUGAUGGAGGGAUGACCACUUUCCGUUUUUCUCCAGGACACAUAUUCAUCAUAGCAAUAUCCAACCCCUUUAUGACUUGUCCAACACCCAGAACGAACCAUUUUGGAUGACCAUCAUUUUGCGUCCGACUGUUAAAAAAAAAUAAAAAUUAAGUGGAUAACAACAAA